This is a messenger RNA of Leptosomus discolor (cuckoo roller), 440 nucleotides long. The record is from RefSeq and is a predicted model, not a curated record. NCBI's taxonomy places the organism in Eukaryota, Metazoa, Chordata, Aves, Leptosomiformes, Leptosomidae.
AAAUUCUUUGACCUUGAGGAAGAGAAUGCAUGCUUUCUUAAAGAACAGAAGAACACUUCCCUUCCCAAAUUAAAUCGUAACAAAUAUAUGGUGACUGAUGGAGCUGCAUACAUUGGUAAUUUUGAUUGGGUAGGAAAUGCUUUUACGCAGAAUGCUGGAGCUGGCCUUGUUAUCAACCAAGCAGACGCGGGGAACAGCACAAGCAUCAUUAAGCAACUCAAGGCUGUUUUUGAAAGGGACUGGUACUCACAUUAUGCCAAAAGUUUACAACCAACAAAAAUCCCAAACUGCUUUAAUCACAAACUUAAUAAAGCAACAUCAAAUAAGACUGCCAUGAGCAAUGUGAAUUAGAAAGACUGUUUACUGUUUAGUAUGGCAAUGAAGAAUUACAUUGGGGUGUAGCCCUCUUUCGUAUUUACAGACAAAAGACUUCAAGAAAA